AUGGAGUCUGAGAAAUAGUCAAUGUCUCAAAGACUAAUUACCAGAUUAUCUGGGAAAAAUGAAUCCUACAAAUAUAUUACCUCACUAGAGUCGAUUUCUCCAAAUUCAGAACUAUUCAAAGCAGCUUAAACUAGAAAUUUGUUCGCAGUUUCAUUUGAUAAAGCUAUGGGAUAAGCCAAAGAUUUCUGCACUUAAAUAUCAACUUUAAAACUCAUGGAAUUUUCAAACUAGAAUAAAAGCCAGAUAGAUAUCUAAGCAUAUGCUAAUCAGCAAAAUGAAGCAGAGGAGUGUUAUGUAUAAUAGUUGAAUAAAUAUCUAGAUUCAAUGAAUGCUCUAGGAUCUAGAUAUGCUGUUUGCAAGCAGGAGUGUUUUGAUAAGGAUCCCUAAUUAAAGAGAGAGUAUGAGAUUAGAUAAGAGUAGCAGGGAAAGAAAAGUGAGUUCUUUAAUGCUAUGAGCACCAAUAUGUGUCUCACUUAGUGCAGAUAGCAUUUUUAUUUUACUUUCAAACGUACUUCGAAUUAUUUCUCUGAUAAGAAAGGGUUUUAUAUAGAGAGUUCCAAGGAUUACUAUUGA
Messenger RNA from Stylonychia lemnae, 573 nucleotides. Lineage: Eukaryota; Ciliophora; Spirotrichea; Sporadotrichida; Oxytrichidae. The record is from the annotation of a GenBank genome assembly.